Microstroma glucosiphilum is the source of this 1186-nucleotide messenger RNA. RefSeq names its product GPI2-domain-containing protein. The transcript has a single exon. The record is from RefSeq and is a predicted model, not a curated record. Lineage: Eukaryota; Fungi; Basidiomycota; Exobasidiomycetes; Microstromatales; Microstromataceae. The coding region runs from base 64 to 1065 and encodes 333 amino acids. Gene Ontology annotation, cellular component: glycosylphosphatidylinositol-N-acetylglucosaminyltransferase (GPI-GnT) complex; membrane. Gene Ontology annotation, biological process: GPI anchor biosynthetic process.
GUCGUUCCUCACCGGCCUGGCAGCGAGGAAGACGACAACGAUGAAGCUCAGCAUCUCUCGAACAUGUCCCUAGCCGUGCACAGCAGCUCUGUGACUCCCUCACAUACUCGCAUACCCCCACGGCGCGUCCUCUAUGAGCAUCAGAUUGGCGACUCUUCGACCGAGGACGACAUCACGCAGGCCAAUGUGACGAAGAUAGAUCCGCCCAGUGCGCUCGGUAUUGCCAUCGCACUAUCGCCCCUGACACAAAGUAUCAAUGUCAUUGUCGUCUUCCUUCAAAUUUUCCAGAGGUUAGAGGAAGGUGGCCUGCAACCAGCUGCCCUUGUCCUGGCAUGUCUGGCGUCGCUGCUCGCAGCUAAACUGGCAUGGACGCUGCUCCUACAUCGCUGGGUUGAUGAGAGUGGGGAUGCGGCCUUGGGAAAGCGUCCGACUUCCUCGCCGUCGAUGGUCGUCUCCUUUGCGAUCUUACUCCUGCUGCUCUAUGCGCUGUCCCCGGUUCUCAAGACACUCACAGAGGCAACGGCGAAUGAUACCAUCUAUCCCCUUUCGUUCAUGCUCUUUGGGCUUCACAUCUGCCUCGGCAACAACACAAUGGCCAGAACGGUCACCAGGCAGAAGGAAAGGGCAGGACGACGGCAGGAACCGACUGGUCAGAUUGCCUCUCUCCCAGCGUCCGAGCAGCCACCUCAGCUCUUCUCGGCUCUGAGCCUCAACGCAGCCACUUCUGCCUCGCUCGUCCUGGCGUCUCGCCUACCGUCGAACGUUCACGUAUUUGCACUCCUCUUUGCAUCCGUCCUGUGCUUUGCCCUCUUCCCCAUCUACGUCAGGCGAUUACGAAGCGUCAAGCUCAGGUUGGCAAUAUGUGCACUCUUGAUCCCUAUGGCUAUUGGUCUGGCUUGGCCUGUAUCGAGGUCGAUGUGCGUGGUAGACGUGGGACUGAAUGUCUUCAUACUUGGUGUGGUGCCAUUUUGGAUGAGGGCGGCCAGCAAAGGCAAGGUCAAGUACGACGGACCAUGGAGGGUUGCGAAGCCUCAGCUGCGGAGACGAAGGUACUCUGCAUUGUAAGUUAGCCCCAUCAAAUGUAUAAUAUACAACAUUUUCCACAUCCUUGUGAGCCUCUUCAUAGCUUCCACCCUGUCAGCUCGACAUCCUCACUGGGACUUUGCGCGUCCCCCAGGCCUUUGCG